AUGUCCAUGUCAAGUGCUGAACGAAAAUGUAAUGAAGAAGGUGAUGGUCAUAAGCUUGAUUUCAUGAUCUCUGUAGACAUAAAUGGUGACGCUGAUAAAUUUGAAACAUUAUAUGGAUUAUUUAAACAUCCAAAUAUUCUUUGUUUAUAUGGACGUUUCUGUGAAGAAAACCAUGUAUUUCUGAUUCUUGAAUAUGGAGCUAUGGAGAAAUUUAUAAACAUCUUAGAAAGUGUACCAGAUUUACCAAAAAGUAUGUGUCAAGGGUUUGUAAUUCCUCCUAUUACUGUGGCACAUGCUUUAAUUUAUCUUCACCAUAAAAAAAUAAUCCAUCAAGAUAUUAAGCCUGAAAAUCUUUUAUUGGGUCUAAACAAUGAUCUUAAAAUAGCUGACUUUGGUUGGUCAGUACAUACUCCUGAGAUGGUUGAUGGUCUAAUUCAUGGUUCAAGGGCUGACUUGUGGAUUCUCGGAGUUUUAUGUUAUGAACUGUUGUUUCGUACAGUUCCAUUUUCAGGACCAGGUGGUUGCAAAGUAUCUGAUUUCCGUUUGCGUAAACCCAAAUGCAUACGAGUAAAAGAUCUAAGUGAUGCGACCUCUUCAUCUGCAAAUACCAAUAUUGGUUCUUCGUUGCCUAGUUUAGCAUCAAGUUCUUUAACUAUACAAGAGCAAGCUCAAGAUAUAUAUGAAGAAAAUGAGAUCCUGUCACUACAAUCGGAACUAAGUGAGGACUUUCCUAUAAACGGUGGAAAUGAUUUUUAUGACAAUAUUUCUAGUGAAAAUCAAAAUACAAAUAGAACAAAUCAAGAGUUUGAUGAGCAAGUGUAUGAUGGAAAUGAGAAGCAAAAUUACUACUCUGGAGAUACAGGACCAUAUUUUCCAAACUUUACUAUAUUUUUGUUAUUUUUAUGGGUUACAAAACAUCAAAUAGAUGUUCCGUUCUCACUUACAACCAUUAAGAAGUACCAUAAUGGUCUACCACUCCUUCCAUUUAAAGGCCACACUGUUACCCUCAACAAUCGCAACAUGCCAUCCACUUUUAAAUCCAUUGGUCAAGCUUUAAUUUUUCCUUUAAAAAACAUUCUUCAUUGUGUACUAUCAAAUCCAGAGUUGUGCAAGAACAUGUAUUUUGGCCCAGGUAUACACAGUGAAAACGGGCAUGAAUUAUGGCAUGGAGACCUUUGGCAAAAAUCGCCAUUAUUUGGUGAGAAAAACAUCAAAUUAAAUCAUGUGGUUUACAGUCUUGGUGAUUUCAUCAUGUAUUAUGACACAUGUGCAAACAACAAAACAUACUAUGGUAGAAUCAUAUUGAUACCACACAUUGAUGAUUCCCAAGAUAUUUAUAUUAAAAUUGAGUGUAUUCUUGAAUUUAAUUCAUUACCUUCAGUGCUAAAAUCCAAGCAGAGAAAAGUUGCUUCUUGUAAUGGACAUCUGUGGAUGACAGAUAAAACAUUAAUUAUUAACCCUAUAAAUAUUAAGUCUAAAUAUGUCACCAUUCAAGAUCCUCCACAUGGUCUGCCAGUACUUAAUUUUUUUCUAGACAUUUAUAUUGACAAGUUUGGUCCAUUUCGUAAUGCAUAUCAUGCCAUUGGUGGCAUUUAUUUACAGAUUGGCAAUAUGAAACAAGUUCUUCAUCAAAAGCUCAAAAACCAUUUUCUUCUUGGGUUUAUUCCUUUCACAGCCACAAGUGAUAAAGUACUUCAACCCCUUAUUGAUGAUAUUCAAGAACUUGAACAUGGGUAUAAACUGAAAAUUAAUAAUCAACAUGUAUGGGUUACAGGUGGAUUGGGAGUUAUUACUAGUGAUUUACCAGAAGGUAAUGAACAGGCAGGAAUAAAAAACCACAAUGCACAUUAUGGAUGCCAUAACUGUAUGAUUCACCAUAAUAAUUUACAUGAUAUUACUUUUGACAUUUCAAAACAUGGGCGGUACCAUCAUAAGACUACAUUGCAGUUUGCUGCUAUGAAUGAUGCUCAGACUCAAAUUGAACAGGAUUUCCUUGCAACAGAAUAUGCUAAAGAAAUGCUUCAAAAAACUUUUGAAAUAUUAUCUACAACAGGGGAAGAUGAAUUUUUGAAAAUUUGGCACAACUUUGAACUUCCUUCAACUUGGGCCUGUCAACAAAAUCCAAUUACCCAUUUAGGUUCAUACUUCUUUUCCAAUUAUCUUCAUCUAAGUAUGAUAAUGCCAUUUCUUAUUAAUCGAGCAAUAUCUACUACCGUGUUAAAUAAGGCAUUCAUUGAACAUUUGAUCAAAUCAUGUGCCACUACAAAAAAUCAUACAGUAGAUCAAUUGUUAAGUUUAUGGGUAUCUUUUUCUAAAAUGGCAUUUCUAGUAUUUCGCAAAGAACUUUCUGAGACUGAUUAUAAUAAUCUGCAACAAAGUAUAAUGACAAGGGCUGUACAGGUUACAAAAGUAAGUCACAUGCACAAAAAACUACAUAAUCAAUAG
Molecule: messenger RNA, 2445 nt
Organism: Entrophospora sp. SA101
Lineage: Eukaryota; Fungi; Glomeromycota; Glomeromycetes; Entrophosporales; Entrophosporaceae
Source: the annotation of a GenBank genome assembly